Pelobates cultripes (western spadefoot toad) is the source of this 249-nucleotide messenger RNA. The record is from the annotation of a GenBank genome assembly. NCBI's taxonomy places the organism in Eukaryota, Metazoa, Chordata, Amphibia, Anura, Pelobatidae.
AUGCUCCUCCGGAGAAGAGAGUGGAAGCCGGUAACCGACUUGCUCCGCGCGCAUGGCCUGAGAUUUGCGUGGGGAUAUCCAUUUAAGAUCCUGGUCUUCAACGGCCCUAAACCUGCAGUACUCCAGCCGUCCUCCGAUAUCGUGGCAUUCCUUAAAGGCUUGGACAUUGAUGUGCCCGACGAUUUUCCGUUCCCUGCCACUGCUCCGCCAGCGCUACCCAUGCUCCCCACCGAAAGCAACGCCAUGUGA